AUGAUCUUCGACAGCUCUGCUAGUGGUUCCGACAACAUGCAUACCAUGCAGCAGGAAAUUGGCACCGUGCAAACCUUGGACGAGUCCCCACCAAUCUUCACGAGGUUGCAGAUUCCAGACCCAACAGCCGUCAACAACCAGAUCGUGGUUACGUUCAAGCUCAACGAGGCCCUGCACUGGUGCUUCGCAGCCGCGUCUUUACGCGUUCGUCACGUGGAAAGGAGCGACUCGGCCGAGCCAACGUUGCACAUCAAUCAGAUCCUGUCCGCAGACUUCUCCCAGGAAAUCUUCGAUCCCGUCAAUGACGUGGGGACGAUCACGAUCACAAGUCUGGAGGCGCGCGAUCCCUCCAGUGUGCUCUACGAAGCCUCCCAGUACGACGUGUACUGCUGGGCUAAAGACAGUGCUGUGGACACGCAUGGCUUCGCACGUCCCAACUACAUGUCCCAAAGCACGGUGGAGACGGCGGUUGGAGCCGAUGUCAACAACCCGUCUGGAGGGCUCACGGAGAAUGUCUGGAUCACAGACACUACGCCGCCAACCAUCAUCGUGGUAUCUCGUGAGGCCUUGGGCGAAUCACACAUCCAGGUCACCUUGCAGCUCAACGAGCCUGGCACUGUGUGGUGCCAAGUGGCAGAUCAGGACGGCUCCCCGACUGGCACGAGAUAUUGCCAGAACAGCGCGAUCGACUUCCUGACGUCCUCGGACCCGUGCUACUAUGAAACAUGGAUUCAAGGUGUCAAUCGUGGGGGUUCCGACUCUACCGUUUUCAUGGAGGAGGUGCAUGUUCCGUACCAGGACUUCGACAUUGACAUGACCCGCAUUGAGAAGGUCACGGCCACUGUCGCUGGAGAGGCCAUGGUGGGCAAUUACUUCUACUACGUCUGGUGUUUCGCCCAAGAUGACUGGGUGAACCAGGCUCCGACGCCCUCACCUUCGCCGUCCUUCGUAGCGCCUGUGAAUCCCAACAAGGUCCAGCAGGCCCACAUGACUGCAGUGAACUUGGCCAUCGGGCAGGUGACAACACUCGACCAGACACCACCUACGUUCACAGGAACUCCAGUGAGCGCCGCUCUGUCCGAAACCUCAUUGCAGAUCACGCUCGGCUUGGACGAAGCAGGCACCAUCUGGUGCAUGCCUGUGCGGUCAACCUUUGCCGAGCCAAGCAUAAACGAGAUUCUCCAGAACAACGAAUACGACGUCGACUGCUUCACCGCCGCUUGCACGGUCACCAUGGCGAAUCUCGAUGCCAAGACCUUGCCGGUGGCUCAGGCUAACUCACACAGGUACGACAUUUGGUGCUACGCGGAGGAUGACAAUGUCUAUCCGCAAAUUCCCAACGGCCAGAAGUUCGUCGCCGGUGAUGUGGUCACCCUGAGCACUCAGGACACAACUCCGCCGGUUCUCACCAUCGUCUCGGCCGAGUCGCCUAUCAGUUCGGAUAUCCGGAUCAAGGUCAAGAUGGACGAGCCAGGAACAGUGUACUGCAACUCCUUCCAAUCGUCAACAGCCUAUGGCACGCCAACCUUUGCAUCUGUUGCUGGUGGCGGCUUUCAGUCGUACGUUGGCUUCCCACUGCUGUCGCCGAACAGUCCAGUGAACACCAAUGUGGAGGUUGUUGUCUCUGGCUUGAAUGAGUUGACGCUUUACGACACGUACUGCGCAGCGGUUGAUGCUUCCACCCUGCCGACGGUCAACGAGAUGACACAGGCUUCGAUUCUGAACACCUUCCCAGCCAUAGGCCAGCUCACGACCCUGGAUCAAUCGCCUCCUGUCUUCACCGAGCUCGGUGCGAAGGGCACCACGGAGAACAACAUCCAGGUUACCUUCAAGUGCAACGAGGCCUGCAGGGCUUACUGUCGUGUCACUCGAAGCGACUCCGGCGAGACGAGCCUCAGCGUCAACCGCAUCCUCAAGGCCGACUACUAUGCGGACCAGACCGGAGGGGCAGGGCUCUCUGCAACGAUCGACCUGGCGCGGUUGGAGAACGACGUCAGCUUGGACCUGCUUGACCGGGGCACUCUGUACGACGUCUACUGUUGGAGCCGCGACGAAGCUGUUCAGUACUCCUGCUACGCGCAGGCGCCGAGUGCCUCGUGUACGACCUACCCCAGGAACAACUACCAGGACCAAACCUAUGUCGACACCGCCUUCGGCGGGACACCGCCGGCGACGGUCACCAACGGGGAUAGCAGUCCCGAGAAGUUUUCGCGGUUGACUGAGGAAGUCAGAACUCCAGACACAACGCCGCCCACCAUCACUUUCGUGGAAGCGGAGUCGACGGAGGAGUCCUCCAUCACCGUUACGCUUCAGCUGGAUGAGCCAGGGACAGCGUAUUGCAAGGCCUACACCACCACGCAGACAGUGGAUGCUGCACUUUACACCGCACUUAUCACAGCACCCGUCUACAAGAACACCGUCACAAACUGGAACAACAUUUACAAAAACUUCGACAUCAAGGUCUCUGGCCUCACCAUGGAAACCAAGUACUUCGUCUACUGCGCAGCAGAAGACGACGAGCUCGUGGAGGGUGCCACCACCAUCGACCCAGCACCUGUUUCGAACAACGAAGCCUUGCCGGUGCUCGUUGAAGCGACAGGCCGCUUCACGUUGGAUUUGACCCCACCGAUCAUCACCGUCGUCUCAAUCGCCUCCAACAGCGAAACGACGGCGACCGUGACGUUGCAACUGGACGAGCCUGGAACAGCUUGGUGUACAGCUGUCCGGGACCAGUUCACACCUCCAAGCAUCAACCAGAUCAUCGCGGCAAGCUUCUCUUCGACAGUGCUGACGGCAGCCACGGACUUCACGGUCCAGGUGCAAGCUGUUUCGACGAUGGCCAUGGCAGCACAUCCGGCGAAAAAAGCCAAGAUGGACAACGGGGCAGCAGGCAUCGGUCCCAUGGUCACGGGAGGAACAGUUUCCUGGGAUCGGGACGGCAUGCCCUUCUUCUCCAUGGGUGCAGGCACACUACGUGUUCCCAUGGCGAUGCAUGCCGCUCACCGGCAGAAGCUUUGCCAGGUUCUGCGCGAGAGAGCGGAAAUCGGUAGAGAUGCGGUGAUCUUCCUUCAAGGAGGCAAAGAGGCCAGCGUCUACGACACGGACACCAACUGGGAUUUCAAGCAGGAGAGCAACUUCCAGUACCUCUUCGGAGUCAAGGAUUGGGCACACCCAACGUGGGACGCAGCUUGCUGGCAGCUUGCUUUCCGUGAAGCAAACCCAGCUUUGGAGUCCUGCACUGGAAGCUUAGUCUCGGACAUGGAGCCCGACUGCUUUGCCGCUUUGCGUGUUCGCGACGCGCAUGCGGUGCUCUUUAUCCCCAGGAUGGACAACAUCUACCAGGCCUGGUGCGGUCCCAUCAAGCCGCCGGCCUGGUUCGAGAAAGCCUACAGCAUCGAGGAGGUCGCACAUACUGAUGAGAUCCAGCAGACGCUGCUAGACUUGGGUGCCAAGGAGCUUCUUUUCGUCCGUGGGUCGCCCAACAGAGACUCCGGUCUCCAACUGGAAGAACCCACUUUCGAUGGCAAGGAUACGUUUCAACUCAACAGCAAAGGCAGCAGUGCGCUGUGGGAUGAGCUGAACGAAAUUCGCUCAGUGAAGGACGAAGAGGAGCUAAAGCUGCUUCAGUGGACGAAUGACGUGUCUUCAGAGGCACACAUUGAGACCAUGCGGGCGGUGAAGGGUGGUCAACGGGAGCACCUGGCAGAGGCCACCUUCAAGUACAAGGCCGCCCUCCACGGCUGCUUCCGUGUGGGCUACAGCUGCAUCUGCGGCUCGGGCAGGCGUAAUGCCAUCCUCCACUACGGCCACGCUGCCGAGCCAAACUCUGAGCUUGUGGAGCCAGGGUCCCUGAGACUGCUUGACAUGGGGGCAGAAUACCACGGGUACACUGCCGAUGUAACCUGCUCCUGGCCAGUGAGUGGACGGUUUAGCGGACCACAGCGCGUGGUCUACGAGGCAACACCAUCGCUCCUGUCUGUCUGCCUGGGCGAGCAUGCAGAACAUGUGUAUGUGCAUGUGCAUGCACACGCACAUGCAUGGAACUCUUGCUUGUGCAGGCAUCUCAAGAUGAAGUGCAAGUAG
Molecule: messenger RNA, 4083 nt
Organism: Symbiodinium sp. CCMP2592
Lineage: Eukaryota; Dinophyceae; Suessiales; Symbiodiniaceae
Source: the annotation of a GenBank genome assembly